Molecule: messenger RNA, 4192 nt
Organism: Pogona vitticeps (central bearded dragon)
Lineage: Eukaryota; Metazoa; Chordata; Lepidosauria; Squamata; Agamidae
Source: RefSeq, a predicted model, not a curated record
AGGAGCCUUGGGAAGUUUUUGGCCCUUUCCGAAGCUCGGUGGCGGUUUUGCAUUUCGCUUUGGAGUUUUUUUUAAAAAAUAAAACUCUUGUUUCCUCCUCCCCUUUUCCUUUAACCUCUUUUUUUUCCCCUCCCCUCCUCCUUUUUCUCUCCUCUGGCCACUUCCUUUUGGCCUUCCUUUCGAGCCAUCCAUCCAGAGGCAGGAAAGAAAGAAAGAAAGAAAAUCAGAACUGGAAACACCGUUUUUCUAGGGUCUUUUUUUUCUUUUUCUUGUGGGGGCUUUCGUUGAUCUCUCUGCUCUUGUGACUGUGUCUUUGGGGGACCAAGAAACAGAUCGGUGUUUUUUUUUUCUUUCGCUUGCCUGGAACUUUUCCUCUCUGCCCUCCUCUUAAGUUGUUCUAAUUCUAUAUUUUGACUUGAAAAGGGGGAAUAAGAAUAACUUCGACUUCUCUUUUUCUCCCCACUUUUCUUUAAAACCACAUAUUUUAAAAAAAACUCUAAAAAAGAAGACACCCUUUCCCCCCCCAAAAAAUGCCGUUCUCUAACUUUGGACGCACCCCGAGUUGAGGGUCCAGGAAACAAGAGAGACAGACUUUUUUUUGGGGGGGCUGCUCCCCUCCCUUCCAGGAAGUGGGGAGGGGAGAGCUGGAGGGAGAAAAAAAGCAAUUUUUAUUUUCUUUGAUCCGUGUCUGGGGGACGCCGCGGGCGGCUUCACGCGUCUCUUCACCUCCGUGUCAGCGCCGGAACGUGGGAGCGCGGCAGGAUGGCGGCCGAGCUGAGCCCCGAAGAGGAACAGGCCACCAAGCAAUUUCUGGAAGAGAUCAACAAGUGGACGGGCCAGUACAAUGUCUCUCCCCUCUCCUGGAACGUGGCGGUCAAGUUCCUCAUGGCCAGGAAGUUUGAUGUCCUCCGAGCCAUUGAGCUUUUCCACUCCUAUAGGGAAACCAGGCUGAAGGAGGGAAUUGUGAAGCUGAAGCCCCACGAAGAACCCCUCCGCUCAGAGCUGCUCAGUGGGAAGUUCACGAUCCUAAGCGUACGAGACCCGUCCGGAGCCUCCAUCGCCCUCUUCACGGCCAAGCUGCACCACCCCAACAAAAGCGGGUAAAGGGUCCCUGUUGAAAACUUGCUCUUACUCGCCUCUCCGGUCACAUCCAGCUUCGAAACUCAGAGGAACGGCCUGGUGUUUAUAUACGACAUGGCAGGCUCUCACUACACCAACUUCGAACUAGAUCUGAGUAAGAAGAUCCUCAACCUGCUGAAGGGUGCCUUCCCAGCCCGCCUGAAGAAGGUCUUCAUUGUGGGCGCCCCUAUGUGGUUCCGGGUUCCUUAUUCCAUCAUCAGCCUCCUGUUGAAAGAGAAGCUCCGAGAAAGGGUUCAGAUGGUGAAGAUGUCCGAGCUGAAGGAACACCUUCCCCGAGAGUGUCUCCCCGAGUAUUUGGGGGGAUCCCUCAAACUGGAUCCCCUCAACUGGAACGGCAGGUUCCUCCCGCAGCAGAACGGUCACCCGGACCCUCUCGACGAGCUGAUCCUGGUACCGCUGGCUUCCCCUCGUGACAACGGCUCGGUGCACGUCCCGGGCCCGAAGGGCAUGACGGUGCAAGGGGUCUUGGAGCACGUCAGCCGCAAGCAGAAGCGAGGGAUCUACGAGGAGUACGAGGCCAUCCGGCGCAGGAGUCCCUCGGGCAGCUUCGCUUGCUCUUUAGCGCCUUUCAACCAAGAGAAGAAUCGCUAUGGAGAUGUGCCCUGCCUGGACCAAACCAGGGUGAAGUUGUCCAAGCAGUUCAGCCACCACGAGCCGACAGAUUACAUCAACGCCAGUUUCAUGGACGGCUACAAGCAGAAAAACGCUUACAUCGGCACUCAAGGUCCCCUAGAGAACACGUACCCUGACUUCUGGCGCAUGGUUUGGGAGCAGAACGUGCUGGUGAUUGUCAUGACCACAAGGCUUGAAGAAGGGGGCAGAAGGAAAUGCGGCCAGUACUGGCCAUUGGAGAAAGAUUUCCAGGCCUCUUACGGAAACCUAACGGUCACCAACCUCGGAGUGGAGAACCUAAACCAUUACAAGAAAACCAUUCUGGAGAUCUACCACUGUGAGAGUCGGGAGAGACGCCUUGUGACACAUUUCCAGUACGUGAGCUGGCCUGACUAUGGCGUGCCGUCCUCUGCCACGACCCUCAUCGACUUCCUGAGGGCUGUCAAGCAGCAACAGAGGGUGGCCGUCCACGCCUUGGGGCCGCGGUACAAAGGACACCCCGGGGGCCCACCCAUAGUGGUGCACUGCAGUGCCGGCAUUGGGCGAACAGGGACUUUCUGCGCCUUGGAUAUCUGCCUGUCCCAGUUACAGGACGUGGGCACCCUGAACGUCCAGGAGACGGUGGUGCGCAUGAGGACGCAACGGGCCUUCAGCAUCCAGACCCCAGAGCAGUACUAUUUCUGCUACAUGGCCAUCAUUGAGCAUGCGCAGAGAGAAAACCUCCUCCCUCCCUCCCACACCCGGGUUGGCCUGGAGAAAAGCUAAUAGAAAGGUGACGAUUCGGCAGCAGCCGGGGGCUGCUCUGCGGUAGACUUCCUUCCUCCUUCCACCUUGGACCAGUCUGGACUCGCCCGCACCCUCUUGACGUUUGCCAAGAACUCUUGACGCGACCCAAAUUUCCUCGGCCGUCACGGCUGUGGGCGAAGCCUUCCUUUGGACGAGCGGGCCGGGACGAGUGGCAGCCGGUGGCCCUUUGGCGACCAAGGCUGGUCUUCUUUCAUGGACCCGCGCCCUUGACUGAACUGUGCCUUAUUCAACACCCCCCCAAAACCAAACAUGCAGCCUCGCCUGCAGCUGGAGGCACGUGGGGAUGGGGGGGAACACAGUGGACUCCUUGCUGGGGGUAAGCAGUGUCCUCCUUUUGAAACUCUGGCAUGGCUGGGAAGUUGGCGUUGACUUCAUGACCUCUCGAGUCUCUUCCAGUUGGACCAUCCUUAAUGGAGAGGACACCCCCACUCCCACCCCCUGGCCGCUUAGAUACUGUAGGAAGCCUUUUCAGGAGAAAAGGAUUAACCCGGACACUUCAGUCUUACGCACCACUCAAUCACUACUCUGUAUGAAUGUUACACGUGGUUCUCGUACCGGCGUGCUGUAGCCAGUAUUCCUGUUCAAUAUUCUCGAUGCAGACACUUGUAGCCGGAGUCUCAUAGUCUCGUACCGUCUAUAAGUCCAGUGGCCUCUUUUUUUCCGUGGCAGCGUCCAGUGUUAUAGUGGACACGGGUUUGCCCUUCCCUCCCCCCCCCCACAAUGCGCACAUUUCGAGGUGCUCGGUGGUGGUGCCGAUGACACCCAACGGCUUCCAGGAGACCACCGUCGGGGAGGGCAGCUGUGCGAACGGGGGCUGUGGUCCCGAAGCCUUUCCAAACAGACGUGGAUGCUCUGCGCCAGACCUAGGACACGAUUAUUUAAAAGUGCAAGCUGUUUUUUUUUCUUUCUUCUUCCAUGCCUGCUUUUUUUUUUAACUUCCGUUUAAACUUGGAGGGAGCUGGAGAGGCAAGGGGGGGUUAACCCUUGAGUGAAGAUCUGUGGGUCCCUUUCCCCCCUCCACCCCCGCGCUGCCCUGUGGGAGGCCAGGAACCACUUGCUCCGCGGGGAUGCUGGCCAGAAAUCUGAGUCUUUGGUCUCAAGUCUGAGUCCCUAUUAAAAACAAGCUUUUUCCGCCCAGAAAAAAAGCAGACAUGGGCGAGUUCCGAGUCAUGAAUCGAGAGCCAGUCAUUGAAAAAAAAAAUUGCCCCAAGUCGAGUCACCGGUGUGACUUAAGUCUGACUUGACAGCAAAUCCCGCAACUCAAGUCCCUUAACCCUGCUAGCCGGGAAAGCUAAGUGAAAGGUACGAAGUGCAUCAGAGAAUGUGUGUGUACUGUAUCAGAGGUUGGCCACUUACAACCCUCCAGAUGUGGUGAGACUUCUGGUCCCAUCAGCCCCAGCCAUUGGCUGAUUUUGGUUAGGGCUGGUGGCGGUGGAGAUACGACCACCUCUGCCCGCUCACUGGCCCCAAAGCAGUUCUCCUGUAGAGACUCCCAACUCACCUGCGCCAGGUGAACUUGGAGAUCGAAAUGAGAAACCAGAGCUAUUCAGAAAUGGUGUGUGUGUGUGUGGGGGGAGCCUUCUCUCUUCCUGGACCCCUUAUACGGAGUUGGACGGCGAUUCCACCAAGCUCA